UGCUCGUGUAAUGGCAGCCUUUCAGAACUACAUUUAUUGAUGCCAGUACAGCAGGAGCCAUGAGGAGAUGAAUUGCUCCUUGCUCUGCCAGGGCCAUCAGGAGGCAGGAGCCGCAUGUUAACGGGGUGAGAACAGCUGCCUCAUCCUCUUCUGCAUCCUCUACGGAGGGCAGUGGGUAGUUCUGUGCCUGUCAGGGGCAGGUGUCCCCACGCAGAGCUCCCUGUCCUUGCUGCCAGCUCCAGGGGAGGCUCCUCCAGAGCUGGGAUGGGGCUGGACAGCGUCAAGUGCCCAUCUCUGAUCCGCCAGCACAGCUGCCUGCCAUCCAUCCACGCCCCAGCCCUGAGCCAUGCCGGUGCCGCCCUGCCCAGGGCUCCAUCCCUGCUGCUGGGGAUGCUCAGAGCCCUGCCCAGAGGUGCGGUGAGUUUGCUCAGUCUCAGCUCGCCCUCCUUUGGCAGUCGGGGGGAAAAGAGGAAGGAGAGGGCCCCCAACCUCCCCGCUGCCCUCCCCAGCCCCAUCUGCCUCCCUCCCUCCCACUCUUACAAAAAUGCUAAUAAAACGGAACCAACCCCAACGCGCAGCCCGGCGCCGCGCAGCCGUGGGCUUUGGGACCCUGGAGCCGGGCUGCGGCGUUGGGCGGCAGCUCCGCUUCCUGCCCAGCUCAGCUCACUGCAGCGUGACCGCUCCUCUCCUCGCCAUCCCCGGCACCCCGGGCACCCCGGGCCCGGCGGCAGCGCCAUGGGCAACGCGGCCGGGGGCAUGGAGGGGGCUGCGGCCCGAGAGAACCGAGACCCCCGGGCUCCAGGCCCCGCCGCCGCCGCCGCCGCCACCCCACCGCGGCCGCCGCCGCCCGCUCGGCAGCCCAUGCCCGCCGCGGACGAGCUGGAGGAGCGCUUCAGCCGCGUCCUGAGCUCCAUGAACCUGCCCCCGGACAAGAUGAAGCUGCUCAGCCAGUAUGACAAUGAGAAGAAGUGGGAGCUUGUCUGUGACCAGGAGCGUUUCCAGGUGAAAAACCCACCGUCUGCCUACAUCCAGAAGCUGAAGAGCUACUUGGACACGGGUGGUGUGAGCAGGAAGUUCAAGCGGCGAGUGCAGGAGUCGACACAGGUGCUCCGGGAGCUGGAGAUUUCCUUGAGAACCAACUACAUCGGCUGGGUCCAGGAGUUUCUCAACGAGGAGAACAAGGGGCUGGACGUGCUGCUGGAGUACCUUGCCUUUGCCCAGUGCUCUGUCGCGUAUGACAUGGAGAGCACUGAGAACGGCAGCCCAGGCUCCGAAAAGGGCAAGCCCCUGGAGCGGUCAGUGGAGGACUUGAGCAAAAGCAACUCCUCAUCUCCCACGCACGGCAUCUCCAAAGUGCGGCACCUCACAGUCAGCUGCUGCCUCUCGAACCAGCACAUCCACACCCUCCUCCACCACGUCCACCCCAGCGUCCCCUGCAGUGCCCCGGGCAGCGAUGGGGACAGUUGCCCCAGGUCACCUGGCAGCUCCUAUUCGCCCCGGCUCAACCCCUCACACAGCAGGAAGGCACUGAGGAAUUCCCGCAUCGUCAACCAGAAGGAUGAUGUCCAUGUCUGCAUCAUGUGUCUCCGUGCCAUCAUGAACUACCAGUCUGGCUUCAGCCUGGUGAUGAACCACCCAGCCUGUGUCAACGAGAUCACCCUGAGCCUCAACAACAGGAAUGCCAGGACCAAGGCGCUCGUGCUGGAGCUGCUGGCCGCCGUCUGCCUGGUCCGAGGUGGCCAUGACAUUAUCCUCGCCGCCUUUGACAACUUCAAGGAGGUCUGCGGUGAGAAGAACCGCUUCGAGAAGCUGAUGGAGUAUUUCCGAAAUGAGGACAGCAACAUCGAUUUCAUGGUUGCCUGCAUGCAGUUCAUCAACAUCGUGGUGCACUCAGUGGAGAACAUGAACUUCCGCGUCUUCCUGCAGUACGAGUUCACCCACCUGGGGCUCGACCAGUACCUGGAGAGCCUGCGUCUCACCGAGAGCGACAAGCUGCAGGUGCAGAUCCAAGCCUACCUGGACAACGUCUUUGACGUGGGGGCCAUGCUGGAGGACUCAGAGACCAAAACGGCCGUGCUGGAGCACAUGGAAGAGUUGGAGGAGCACGUCAGCCAGCUGACAGAGAAGCUGCAGGAUGCGGAGAACGACUCCAUGGCCAAGAUAGCGGAGCUGGAGAAGCAGCUGAGCCAGGCGCGGCGGGAGCUGGAGGCGCUGCGGGAGCAGCUCAGCCCGCCGCGGCCGCCCAGCCCGCCGGCCCCGCAGCCACAGGAGUGCUACCGGCUGGCGCUGGAGCGGCGGCUGGCAGAGCUGGAGGAGAAGGGGUUAGUGCAGAUCCUGCGUGGGCCCGAUGGAGACGUCGCCAUCGAAAUCGUCCCCGUCGUCAUAGAAACUACAGCAGCCCCCGUAGUUACCGGAGAGGCCACCGCCACCAGCACAGAUACUCCGGCUCCAGCUCCAUCUCCUGCUCCAGUACCCACUCCCCCACCGCUUGGUGGGCAGCCCCACCCUGGGCCAGGUGCCCCCCCCAUUGCCAGCGGUUCAGUGAAGGUGAAGAAGCCGAUCCAGACCAAGUUCCGCAUGCCUGUCUUCAACUGGGUUGCACUGAAGCCGAGCCAGAUCGACGGCACUGUUUUCACCGAGCUCAACGAUGAGAAAGUGCUGCAGGAGCUGGACAUGAGUGACUUUGAGGAGCAGUUUAAGACCAAAGCACAAGGCCCCGGCCUGGACAUCAGCGCCCUCAAGGUGAAGGCCACACAGAAAGCCCCCAGCAAGGUGACGCUCAUGGAGUCCAACAGGGCCAAGAACCUGGCCAUCACGCUCCGCAAGGGCGGCCGCAGCAUCCAGGACAUCUGUGCGGCCAUUGAGACAUACGACCAGCAAGCGCUGAGCCUCGACUUUCUGGAGCUGCUGCUGCGCUUCCUGCCCACCGAGUACGAGCGCACGCUCAUCGGGAAGUUCGAGCGGGAGCAGCAGCCUCCGGAGGAGCUCUCGGAGGAGGACCAGUUCAUGAUCCGCUUCAGCAAGAUCCCGCGCCUGGCCGAGCGCAUGAACGUCAUGAUCUUCCUGGGCAACUUCAAUGACACGGCCCAGCUGCUCAUGCCGCAACUCAAUGCCAUCAUCGCCGCCUCCAUGUCCCUCAAGUCCUCCAGCAAGCUGCGCAACAUCCUCGAGAUCGUCCUGGCCUUUGGGAACUACAUGAACAGCAGCAAGCGCGGCGCAGCCUAUGGCUUCCGGCUGCAGAGCCUCGACGCGCUGCUGGAGAUGAAGUCAACAGACCGUAAGCAGACACUGCUGCAUUACCUGGUGCGGGUGAUCACAGAGAAGUACCCUGAGCUGACCGGCUUCCACACCGAGCUGCAUUUCCUUGACAAGGCAGGCACAGUCUCCCUGGACGGCGUGUUGCAGGACGUGCGGAGCCUGCAGCAGGGCAUGGAGCUCACCCGCAAGGAGUUCAUGCGGCAGGACGACAGCCUUGUACUCAAGGAGUUCCUCAAGACCAACACAGAGCUGAUGGAGAAGCUGCAGGCCGACAGCAAAACUGCCAAGGAGGCCUACGAGUCGGCCGUGGAGUACUUCGGGGAGAACCCCAAGACCAGUCCCCCUACUACUUUCUUCCCCAUGUUCAUGCGUUUCAUCAGAGCCUACAAGAAAGCGGAGCAGGACAUCGAGCUGUGGAAGAAACAAGAGGCUGCGGCCAAGGAGGCAGAGUCCGGCCCCCCCGGCAGUGAGGAGCAGCUCGACCUGAAGUCACCCUUCCAGAAAGCCAAGCGGCAGCAGAUGGACAUGAUUGCUGAGCUGAAGAAGAAGCAGAUGGUGAAGGAGCCACUCAUUUAUGAAGGCAAAGACGGGGCCAUCGAGGACAUUAUUUCAGAUCUGCGGAACAACCCGUACCGGCGCGCAGACAAGAGCCGCGGCAGCGCCAAGAAGCGGGCGGCGGGGCAGAGCCUGCAGGCGACGCCGGACAUGUCGCUGUGAGGGGCCGGGGCCCGGGAUGGCGCGGGGUGGGGAGCGGUGCCCACUGUCAGCGCCAGCCGCCCCACCGCCCCGCACGGCCUCGGGUUGGCCGCGGGGCCGCCCCGGCGCUUGCUUAGUGACGCUGCUGAGCUCUUGUCCCGGCGGGCAGGGUGGGGAGCACCGGCAACACCCUCGGGGGCGGCCCUGCCCCUGCCCCUGCCCCUGCCCAGAGCCGCUCCGUCGCGCUCCCGGCCGCGGGGGCGGCCCCGCACCCCGCCGUGCCCCUUCAGCUUGCUGGUGCCUUCGACCUCCCGCUGCUGGAGAGGAGGAGGCUGGCAGCCGGGGCCGCGGCGCUGCUGGUGCCCCUCCUGUCCCCGCGGAGCCCUUUGACACCGCGUUCUCCUCUGCUACGGAGCUGGGUGGGCACGGGCUGCGCCUUCCCCUCCAGCACGGAGCUGCUGCAAACAUCCCACCCUGGGCACGAGCCCCAGGAGCUGGCGGGGUGCUAUUUUACACUCACUUUCUACGUCUUCCUUAACGUCUCCGUGCUCAGGGAGCAGGGCCCGGAGCUCCCGUGGGUUCUCGCCGGCUGAGCGGCACCGGCCCGCGCCAGCCAGCCCUGCUGCUGCUGCUGCUCAGAGCUGUGCCCCGUGCCGGUCCCGUCCCCACCAUUCCCGCUGUCACCGCCGCCCCGUGGCUGCCCCCCGCGUCCUCGCUCCCCCCGGGAAAGGCGCGGGGCCGCGCGGCUCCCCGCUGUAACUACGCCGCUCAGCGCCACGCACCGCUCCAAGGGAGGGAUGGGAAAAGAAUGUGUAACUUAUAAAUGCCUUGAAGCCAGAAAUGUAAAACAUUAACUGCUAAUUUGUAUACAUUAUUAUUUUUAUAUACCGAGGGCCUGUUAAAGCAGAACUGGUAAUAAACCGACCCCGAGGGCGAAGCGGUGCCUGCGGGCCGGGGCGAGCUGCGUGCCGGGCGUCGUGCCGUGCUCCGCCAGCCGCAGCGCCCUCUCCUUUGCUCUCUGGGACAACACAUCAAUGACAA
Molecule: messenger RNA, 4995 nt
Organism: Numida meleagris (helmeted guineafowl)
Lineage: Eukaryota; Metazoa; Chordata; Aves; Galliformes; Numididae
Gene: FMNL1
Product: formin like 1
Biological process (GO): regulation of cell shape; cell migration; actin nucleation
Cellular component (GO): actin filament; cytosol
Molecular function (GO): small GTPase binding; actin filament binding; microtubule binding
Source: RefSeq, a predicted model, not a curated record